CAUCGUGGCAGGAAUUUUUUCGGAUUUACUCAGUAUAUCUCCGUAGUAGUGACUGUGUGGUUAUAUCCCCCUCUACACAACUCCACAUCCCCCUGGUAUUGAGUUGAAAAAAAAGCCUUACGUCCAAGUUAAUACUCAAUCAGUAAAAACAAAUUGCAAUUUGCAGUCGUAUAUCUCCGAGGGAUAUAUUUUGUUUGUCGUAUGUCCAUCCAGAAUCUUAACACAUUCGACCCCUUUGCAGAUGCAAUCAAGGGUUCAGAUGAUGAUGUCCAAGACGGUCUCGUGCAUAUAAGAAUUCAGCAGCGGAAUGGUCGCAAGACCCUAACAACGGUGCAAGGACUAUCUUCGGAAUAUGACUUGAAAAAAAUUGUACGGGCAUGUAAAAAGGAGUUCGCGUGCAAUGGGACUGUAAUCGAGCACCCGGAGUACGGGGAGGUGCUUCAGCUGCAGGGGGACCAGCGUGAAAAUAUAUGCCAGUGGUUAACCAAAUCAGGUUUGGCCAAACCUGACCAGCUCAAGGUUCACGGUUUUUAAAUCAACGGUAAAAGCAACAAAAGAAACACAAUAAAAACAACAACAAUAACAACAACAAGAACAACAAGCCUCCAAACGUAAAACAAAUAAAAAUCCCAAUAUCCAAAUGCCACACAAUCUCGAGAAAGCUCCACCGUUACAAAACACCUCAAUUCAUCAUUAAAUUUAUCUGUAAUCAGUCACUACUUGUUGAUACUUCGUGGGAUAUACUCCUCCCAAUUCUCAUUAUAUACGCAUAUAUAUUUCAAUAAAAAGAUUUAUUAAAAAAAAACACCACCAACAACCAACAAAGAGGCGUAAAGUGAAAAACAAAGGAAACAAGUUACUACGUAAAAAAAAAAUACAAAGGAACUACUAUACAUUAUCAUAUAGGCACAAUAUUUCUAAUCCGAGAAGAGUAAAAUUUUGUAAUAAUUAUAGUGAAAGCAAUAUUUUACAGCCUUAUGUUAGAUAAUCCGCUGAACUUUGUCACACUUGGAUUAAUAGUGUUAGACAAAUUUUUGAGAUAAUUAUUGUACAAGAGGUAGAUACAGGCAACUACGGAUGGAUCAACAAUAUCUUGUUAGAUAGUAUGUAUCUGGGCGCGAUUGAUGUGUUCAGAGAAUUAAAUUGAUGAACGUAAAACAAUUUUAAAAAACGUAAAUUUUGCAAGAUAAAUUGAAUUGAAAAACAACAAAAAAAAAACGAAGCGUAAUGAUGAACAGGAGUAAACGAAUGAAAAAAAGUCAUUUUAGCGUAGGAGAAUACAUAAAACUUGGCUUAAAUACUUCUCUCAUUUGUAACUACCGCUUUGCAUUAAUUCUGAAUGAAAAAAAAAACUACAGUAAUUGAA
This is a messenger RNA of Fopius arisanus, 1366 nucleotides long. It is a transcript of the gene eIF1, whose product is annotated as eukaryotic translation initiation factor eIF1. Lineage: Eukaryota; Metazoa; Arthropoda; Insecta; Hymenoptera; Braconidae. Bases 202 to 534 code for a protein of 110 amino acids. The transcript has 3 exons. Gene Ontology annotation, cellular component: eukaryotic 43S preinitiation complex. The record is from RefSeq and is a predicted model, not a curated record. Gene Ontology annotation, biological process: translational initiation. Gene Ontology annotation, molecular function: translation initiation factor activity; RNA binding; ribosomal small subunit binding.